Messenger RNA from Phlebotomus papatasi, 545 nucleotides. RefSeq lists its product as uncharacterized. The coding region runs from base 2 to 511 and encodes 169 amino acids. The transcript has 2 exons. Lineage: Eukaryota; Metazoa; Arthropoda; Insecta; Diptera; Psychodidae. The record is from RefSeq and is a predicted model, not a curated record.
CAUGUCUAUCGUUGGAGAGAAAAAAUUCUCAAAGUCACGAUAUAUUAUUUCUCCAGAAGGCAUUCUCAAAUUGAUUGGAAUUAUUUUAAUAGUUGCUGGUGGUGCUAUUCAUCAAUUUUAUUCUGCAAUCCCCGGGCUUAUUUUCCCCAUAACAGCAGCAAGUGUUAGUUUGGGUUGCCUCCUGCUCUACCUGACCUUUGCCACGGGAAUUGUUAAAUGUGCCGUGAGAUGUUUCAACAUAUUGGACACGGUGUUCACAAUGAUGUUCUGCAUCACAUUGCUGAGUGUGUCAAUUGUGACAAUAACAUCGGAUGAUAUUCGUGUUCCAUCUGAAUAUUUGCCCAGUGUUCUGGCGAUGAUUGGAUCAGUGUGUCUUGCCACGAGUGCUUCCAUUCUAUUCAUUCGACUCAGUCGGGAGAAGGAGGCAGUUAUUGGAGAGAAUGAUGACGAUGCAACCUGUUCAGUGACAACAAUAACAACUCCCCGUCCCAGAAAAUCUGUCCUCAUUUGAUACUGUUCUUGAGAAUAAAUGAUUUUAUUGUCUU